ACCCAAGCUUUGGGUUUUCUCAAACGACUGAGAAGCAAGUGAUGAUCGUCACCGUCAACGACAGCAAGCCAAACUUUCUGCUAUUAUUGCUGUCAGCCUUCUUCUUCUUCUUUCAAACCCAAAUCCCAAACCCAGAUCUGGGUUUGAAAGAAGAAGAAGAAGGCCGACGACAGUAGUAGUAGAAGGACCCAGAUCUGGGUUUUUCUCAAAACACAUCUACAAUCAAAGCAAAGCUCUCCUGAGCUAAAAUCUCAAAAUCCCAUUCUUUAAUACCCAUUUCCUGUAAAAUCAAAGAGAAAGAAAAAUGUCCCAAAAUCGUAUAAAUCAAUCGGACAUGGAUUACAAAUUUACAUGAACUAUAUAGAUCUAACAAACCUACAUCCAAAAUAAGAAAUAUUACAUUUCUAAGUCAAACUGGAUUCUAAUUUAGUUUCAAAAUGGCACUAGCAACUCUGAGAAUGUGCAUCAAAAACCACUGUUAGAUCCCAUCUUUCCUUUCACAUGCAAACCCACCACAAAAUCUCUGAUACCUCCCAUUACAAUCCAAUCAACACAACACCCAAAAUCUCCGAUACCUCCCUGCGAUGGUGUAUUCACAGACCUUGUUGCUCCUCCAGUUUGGGCCACAAGAAGUCGACCUUGGUGGACAGACAAGCACCAGAGGCGAUGGCAACGGCUGUGACAGCAACGUGGGUGAUGAUGGAGGCGAUGGCAACGGUUGUGCCGGCGACGUGGGUGAUGUUGGAGGCGAUUGCAACGGUUGUGACGGCAACGUGGGUGAUGGUGGAGGCGAUCGCAACGGCUGUGACGGCAACGAGCAAACUAAGGCCGAUUCAACAAGCCUAAGAAAACCCAGAUCUGGAAAGGAUGAAGGGAGAAGAGAGACUCUGAUUUUGAAAACCCAGAUCUAGAAAGGAUGAAGGGAGAAGAGAGACUUUGAUUUUGAUUUUGAUUUUGGAGAGAAAGAAUAAGAAGGAUGAUCUGAU
This is a messenger RNA of Rubroshorea leprosula, 986 nucleotides long. The record is from the annotation of a GenBank genome assembly. NCBI's taxonomy places the organism in Eukaryota, Viridiplantae, Streptophyta, Magnoliopsida, Malvales, Dipterocarpaceae.